GGCAGGAGGCGCGCGCGAGGCAGCCCAGCACCGUUCGGUUUUCUCGGGUCCCGCCGAGGCUGGCUCCGUUCCUCCUCGAGCUGUGGGACUCGGGCUUCCCGGCAGCUCGGCCUGUACGGGGCCGGCCGGGAGCCCAGGGCCCAGCUGCAACCUCACGCCGCCCUCCAGGGUCAUGGCUUCCCGCCGCCUUCCUGCGAGAUCCUUCCAGACAGUCCGGAUGGGAGAUUCGUAAGGAGUUUACUAGAAUCUUGGCUCUGCUGAUUGUUAGUGGUUCCCUAAGGCAGCCAUUUCUUGCUUGCCCUGGGAGUCUGCUAUGGCAUUCCCUCACCUCCAACAGCCUAAUUUCCUCCUGGCUAGCCUGAAGGCUGACUCUGUAAAUAAGCCCUUUGCACAGCGUUGCCAAGAUUUGGUGAAAGUCAUUGAGGAUUUUCCAGCUAAGGAAUUGCGUGCCAUCUUCCCUCGGCUGGUGGAAAGCAUCUUUGGCAGCCUGGAUGGUGUCCUUGUUGGUUGGAAUCUCCGAUGCCUACAGAGGCGUGUGAACCCUGUGGAGUACAGCAUAGUAAUGGACUUUCUAGACCCAAGUGGCCCAAUGAUGAAGUUGGUUUAUAAGCUUCAAGCUGAAGAGUAUACCUUUGAUUUUCCUGUCUCCUAUCUUCCUGGCCCCGUGAAGGCAUCCAUUCAAGAGAAUGUCCUCCCAGACAGUCCUCUGUACCACAACAAGGUCCAGUUUCCCCCGACUGGAGGCCUUGGCCUGAACCUGGCCCUCAAUCCAUUCGAAUACUAUAUGUUCUACUUUGCGCUGAGCCUCAUCUCUCAAAAGUCAAGGCCUAUGGCCCACCAUGUUCGUACUUCGGACUGUGCUUAUUUCAUCCUGGUGGAUAGGUACCUAACGUGGUUCCUCCCCACUGAAGGCAGCGUUCCUCCACCACUCUGCUCCAGUCCUGGAGGCUCCAGCCCCUCACCAGCUCCCAGAACACCUGCCAUGCCCUUUGCCUCCUAUGGCCUCCACACUAGUCUCUUGAAGCGACACAUCUCUCAUCAGACAUCUGUGAAUGCAGACCCAGCGUCCCAUGAGAUCUGGCGGUCAGAAACUCUCCUCCAGGUUUUUGUGGAAAUGUGGCUUCAUCAUUACUCCCUAGAGAUGUACCAAAAAAUGCAGUCCCCUCAUGCCAAGUUGGAGGUUCUACACUACCGACUCACUGUCUCCAGCGCCCUCCACAGCCCUGCCCAACCCAGCCUCCAGGCCCUCCACGCCUACCAAGAGUCCUUCACGCCUACUGAAGAGCAUGUGCUGGUGGUGCGCCUGCUGCUGAAGCACCUGCAUGCCUUUGCCAACAGCCUGAAGCCAGAUCAGACUUCGCCAUCGGCACACUCCCAUGCCACCAGUCCCCUGGAGGAGUUCAAACGGGCUGCUGUGCCUCGCUUUGUCCAGCAGAAGCUGUAUGUCUUCCUGCAGCACUGUUUUGGCCACUGGCCUCUAGAUGCAUCCUUCAGAGCUGUCUUGGAGAUGUGGCUGAGCUACUUGCAGCCAUGGAGGUAUGCCCCAGAGAAACAAGCUCAGGGCAGCGAUUCCCAGCCACGGUGUGUGUCGGAGAAGUGGGCACCCUUCAUCCAGGAAAACCUGCUGAUGUACACCAAGCUGUUUGUGAGCUUCCUGAACCGUGCUCUACGCACAGACCUUGUCAGCCCCAAGAAUGCACUCAUGGUCUUCCGAGUGGCUAAGGUCUUUGCCCAGCCCAACCUGACUGAGAUGAUCCAGAAAGGUGAGCAGCUGUUCCUAGAGCCAGAGCUCAUCAUUCCCCACCGCCAACAUCGGCUCUUCACAGCUACCACCAGCUUCCUGUCACCGUGGCCCCCUGUUGUGACAGAUGCCUCAUUCAAGGUGAAGAGCCAUGUCUACAGCCUGGAGGGCCAAGACUGCAAAUAUACCCCAAUGUUUGGUCCUGAAGUCCGAACCUUGGUCUUGCGCCUUGCUCAGCUCAUCACACAGGCCAAGCAGACUGCUAAGUCCAUCUCUGAUCAGUAUGUGGAGAGCCCAACUGGCCACUCUUUCCUGUCAUGGCUUGGCUUUGGCUUCAUAGACACAAAUAGCUACCCAGCCAAUGACCUGGAUGAAAUGGGUCAGGAAAGCAUCCGCAAGACAGACGAGUACCUAGAGAAGGCCCUGGAGUACCUGCGCCAGAUAUUCCGGCUCAGUGAAGCCCAGCUAGCCCAGCUCACGCUUGCCCUGGGGAGUGCGAGAGAUGAGAAUGGGAAGCAGCAGCUCCCGGAUUGCAUUGUGGGGGAAGAAGGACUCAUCCUUACACCGUUAGGCCGCUACCAGAUCAUUAAUGGUCUGCGAAGGUUUGAGAUUGAGUACCAGGGAGACUUAGAGCUGCAGCCUAUCCGGAGCUACGAAAUCACCAGUCUGGUCCGUGCACUUUUCCGGCUGUCCUCUGCCAUCAACCGCAGAUUUGCAGGCCAGAUGGCAGCUCUGUGCUCCCGGAAUGACUUCCUUGGCAGCUUCUGUCGCUACCACCUCACUGAGCCUGCCUUGAACAGACACCUACUGAGCCCUGUAGGGCGGAGGCAGGUCACCAAUCCUGCCCGGGGCCCCAGGCUCAGCCUCCGUUUCCUGGGCAGUUACCGGACACUGCUCCUGCUCCUGAUGGCCUUCUUUGUGGCUUCUUUGUUCUGCAUUGGGCCCCUGCCCUGCUCCUUGCUCCUGGUCCUAGGAUACGUCCUCUAUGCCGUAGCUAUGACUCUGCUCACUGAGCGGGGGAAGCUGCACCAGCUCUGAGCUGCUGGCCACCCUCUCCUGAGCAGACUGUGGCAGGUUGCUUAGAAGCCAGGAAUAGAGGGGUAGGCCAUCUUCAGAGUUCUUGGGAGUGGUUUCCCUGCAAUGGGGGAGUUAUUCAAAAGAACAGAGUUGGAAGGGAGAGUGAUCCAGGCAGGCCUGACAUGGAAGUGCCAGUGUCAGUUCAUAAGCCAUUGUGUAAGACAAUCAGUACCGGCCAUGGCUCCUCACCUGCAGUCCAAGGGCACACAAGCAGCUGACCUAGUAUUCAAGGACUUUGUGACCAUUUCAUGAUUCAGCUGUACAGAGCUAAGGAACUAGUGUGCCCACAGCAGGCCCUAGUUCUCGGAUCUGUGGGAGUUGAUCCUGUGUCUCUCUGAGGUGGGCAGAACAGGUUGUGAUAUUUUCUCUCCAGGGCAUGAAAUACCAGGGCAGCAGCUCAGUAUCCACUCCAGAUGAGAAGCAAAGUUUUUAAGAGACUGAGCUUGGGGGUGAAGGCUAGGUCCUGCUGAUCUCUGUGGACACAAAACACAGCUACAUUGGUUUUGCCUGUAAAUCUAAGGAAUGUCACAUUUCUAACAACACCUGUAUGAAAAAACCACCUUCACAUCAAAGCUAAGACACCAAAGGGCUCAUUCACCCUGCAGAUGAUGCUGGCAACACCAUCUCCAUGGUGUUCUUAAACCAGCCCUUUGUUUGGGUGUGUAUAGCUGUUUUUAAGGAAAAAUAAGGAAAAAACAAACCAAAAAACAAAAAAUACCCCAAAAAUCAAGACCUGUUUUUCUUCAAGCUUAUCACUGGGCUUUGUAUUUCAAUGUAACUUCAGAAUACAUCAUGGGAACCAUGACCAAAAGUUAGGUCAAAACACAACUAACCAAGGAUCCGAAUAAACCAUUCUUGCUUCGGAGACUGUCUGGGCUAAGUCUUUAGCCUAGUCACCUGCCUAGGGUCCCUGGCACUUGGGAACCAUGGAGCAAGCUCCUGGACACAGUACCACCUUACCUUGUGAUGCAGUUCUUUCUGCCUGGAGUUCUGUCUCCUGCCUAGGGCACGUUAGAUUUAACUUCUUCGAAAACAAGACCAAGGCAGACUAACCCUGAGGUGGGGUGCAGACCCUGUGGUGCCCUGAGAACUGAUUUCCCUGCCCAACACCUCAGAACUGGCUCUGUCAUCCAGAACAAAUACCACUUCGGCUUCCAGGAACUUCCUUUUGUUAAACAGUGUCAUUUUUAUUUUAUGUGAGUGGAUGUUGCUUGUGUCUGCUCAUCACAUGUAUAUGCAUUGCUGAAGGAGGCCAGAACAGGGAGUCAGUUGGGUGCUAGAGUGCUUCUUCAGCCUCCAUAAUCUUAAGAGUUGUGGGCAGAUGGAGCUGAUCUCUAUUAGCCAGCUCCAGGCCAGCAUCUUCCCAGGGGUACAAACCACUUAUGGUGAGAAGGGAAGUUGCCAUUUGAGUGUUCACUGUUUCCCUGGUCAGAGUUGAAUGACUAGCUCUUAUCAAUAACCCUAUCAAUUUUUAUCUUUUGAGUGUGGGGUAGAAAUAGUUUCUCUGUGUAGCCCAGGCUGGCCUCGAGCUCAGAGAUAAGCUUAUGCUUCCCAAGUGUGGGAGUCAAAGGCCUAUGCCACCACUUUACCUGGCCUAUCAGUAUUUAUGAGGUUAAACUUUUUAUUUUUUUACUCUUGAAAGUUUCACAUACACGUAUUGGUCACUUCUACCCCAAGUCCCCUGGAGUUUUUUUUUUAGACUGAUUUAUUGGGGGAUGUAGUACAUGCGUGUGUGCCAUGUAUGGACAUAGGUCAAAGUAGAAGUUGAAGGAGUCAGCUCUCCUAUCAUGGGGGUUUGAGAAAUGGAACUAGGUUAGGCUUCAAAGCAUGUGUCACUGGCUGUCAGCUUUCAGUUGUCAACUUGAUUCACCCAGGAAAGGGAUUUUUUCUUGAUUGAUAUAGCCCACUUAAAGUGGUACCAUCCCUGGGCAGGUGGGCCUGGGCUGUAUAAGAAAGGUAGCUGAAAGUGAGCUGGGGAGAAAGCCCCAAGCAGUGUUCUUUCUUUAGUUCCUGCUUCAGGCUCCUGCCUUGAGUUCCUUCUUGGCAUCUGUCUAUGAUAGACUAUAACCUGUAAGCUAAAAUAAACCCUCUGAUGCCCA
This is a messenger RNA of Mastomys coucha (southern multimammate mouse), 4917 nucleotides long. It is a transcript of the gene Smpd4, whose product is annotated as sphingomyelin phosphodiesterase 4. The record is from RefSeq and is a predicted model, not a curated record. Bases 314 to 2779 code for a protein of 821 amino acids. Gene Ontology annotation, biological process: glycerophospholipid catabolic process; ceramide biosynthetic process; sphingomyelin catabolic process. NCBI's taxonomy places the organism in Eukaryota, Metazoa, Chordata, Mammalia, Rodentia, Muridae. The transcript is spliced from 21 exons. Gene Ontology annotation, molecular function: sphingomyelin phosphodiesterase D activity.